Molecule: messenger RNA, 1266 nt
Organism: Vigna umbellata (rice bean)
Lineage: Eukaryota; Viridiplantae; Streptophyta; Magnoliopsida; Fabales; Fabaceae
Source: RefSeq, a predicted model, not a curated record
UUAUGGUUCAUAUACUAAAUAGCAGUAAUUCAAUAUUUAUCUCGGUUCUACUAAUGCUUAUAUGUAUUGUAUCCUUCCAGCUGAUGCACUGGUAUCAACCGGAUUGGCUGAUUUAGGUUAUGUAUAUGUCAACAUAGAUGAUUGCUGGUCUUCUGUGACAAGAAAUCUGAAGGGUCAACUUGUUCCUGAUCCUAAGACAUUUCCAUCUGGAAUCAAAGCUCUUGCAGAUUAUGUACAUGGAAAGGGACUCAAGCUUGGCAUAUAUUCAGAUGCUGGGGCUUUUACAUGUCAAGUCCGGCCAGGAUCGAUUUUCCAUGAAACUGAUGAUGCAGAUUUAUUUGCCUCUUGGGGUGUAGAUUAUUUGAAGUAUGACAACUGUUACAAUCUGGGUAUCCCUCCAAAAGAACGUUAUCCUCCUAUGCGUGAUGCUCUCAAUGCAACUGGACGCAAAAUUUUCUACUCACUGUGUGAAUGGGGCGUUGAUAACCCUGCCUUGUGGGCAGACAAGGUAGGUAACAGCUGGCGCACAACUGAUGAUAUCAAUGAUUCGUGGGCAAGCAUGACAACCAUUGCCGAUCUUAAUGAUAAGUGGGCUGCAUAUGCUGGUCCUGGGGGAUGGAAUGAUCCAGAUAUGUUGGAAGUUGGAAAUGGUGGAAUGACUUACCAGGAAUACCGUGCUCACUUCAGCAUGUGGGCUUUAGCGAAGGCACCGCUAUUGAUCGGCUGUGAUGUAAGAAAUUUGACUGCUGAAACACUUGAGAUUUUAAGCAAUGCAGAAGUUAUUGCCAUCAAUCAAGACCCACUUGGAGUCCAGGGAAGGAAAGUUCAAGCUUCUGGUGUUGAUGGCUGCAGACAGGUUUGGGCCGGUCCUUUGUCAGGAAAUCGAUUGGCUGUUGCUUUCUGGAAUCGAUGCUCAAAAGUUGCCACUAUAACAGCUUCAUGGGAAGCACUUGGGCUUGAAUCUGGAAUUCAUGUCUCUGUGAGGAAUCUGUGGCAGCACAAGUUAGUAACUGAAGAUGCAGUGUCAUCAUUCGGUGCUGGAGUUGAUAUCCACGACUGUCAACUGUACAUUUUCACUCCAUUUACAGUAUCUCACUCUGUUGAGUAACUCAUACUUCAUCCACUCAUGUUCCAUCUGUAUAGUCCAUUAUGGUUGCUACAUCAUAGUUUUCUGUUCUUCUCUUCUCUUCUCUUCUGUUGCAUUAUUUGUUGAUCAGACAUGAACAACUUAGAAUAUUUCGAUAUCUUGGGUUUACAUCUCAAAUA